UCGAACCUUCUUGUUGUACACGGGACCAGUUGUAUUAAAAAAUAUUUUUCUUGAUGAUGACAGGUACGAAAAUUUUUUAUUAUUGCACACUGCAAUUUCAAUUUUAGUCGACGAGAAAAGGCUUCAGUCGUUGGUGAAUAUUGAUAACUGUCAGGAAUUAUUAAUAAAAUUUAUGAGGGGUUUCGAACGAAUUUAUGGCAAAAGGUAUAUUUCACACAAUGUGCACAAUACUUUACACAUUUGUGAUGAUGUAAAAAGAUAUGGGCCAUUAGAUAGAUUCAGCGCUUUUAGGUUUGAGAAUUAUAUGACGAGCAUCAAACGGAUGAUUAGAAAAGGUGAUAAACCUUUACAACAAAUCGCUCUUCGGUAUUCGGAAAGAGAAAAACUUGAAGAAAAGUUACCCGUUAAAGAAAAUUAUAUUCUCUUACAGAAACACAACAAUGGACCAUUAUCGAGAGACUGUGGUAUUGUCAUUGAACAAUAUAAAAUGGUAAAGCACAAGAACUUUACAAUUAAUUGUGAAAAAAUUAAAGAUAGUUGUGUUCUAUUAGAUGACCGAACUUUUGCUUUGGUAAAAAAUAUAAUUCGCACAAAUGAACGCAUUAGCUUAAUAAUAAAUAAAAUCGAUAUCAUCAACAGUUUAUAUGACGAGCCCGACAGUAAGGAGAUUGAUAUUUGCAUUGGUAAUGCUUCCAGAGAUCUGUCUACAAUUUCUUUAAAUAGUGUUUCACGUAAAGCUUGGAGAAUCCCAAGUACAUCAGGAUCAAUCUUGUUGCCUUUGCAUCAUUCUCAUUAAUAUAUCAAAAGAAGUUGGACAAAAGCAACGACAAAGUGGAUUUUGUAGGAUGUGAAUUACAAAUCAAGAGACUACUAAAUGCAUAUUCAGUGGAUCACGAGACUUAUUUUUGUACUUAAGAAUUAAAUCAAAAACUAUGGACUAUUGAUUCAUAGAAUGACUGAAACUAUUGUGACAAGUAUAUAAAAAUAUCUUUUCUUUCAUUGAA
Messenger RNA from Leptopilina heterotoma, 1004 nucleotides. RefSeq lists its product as uncharacterized. The record is from RefSeq and is a predicted model, not a curated record. The transcript is spliced from 2 exons. NCBI's taxonomy places the organism in Eukaryota, Metazoa, Arthropoda, Insecta, Hymenoptera, Figitidae. Bases 173 to 796 code for a protein of 207 amino acids.